UGGCAUUUGCUGCAGGAAAGGAGAUGGAGGGAAUAGAGCACAGGACAGUGGAAGUGAAUGGCAUCAAAAUGCAUAUCGCAGAGAAAGGACAAGGCCCUGUGGUGCUGUUCCUCCAUGGUUUCCCUGAACUCUGGUACUCAUGGCGACACCAGAUUGUGGCUCUCAGCUCCCUCGGAUACCGCACCGUUGCCCCAGAUCUGCGUGGCUUUGGUGACACCGAGGCCCCUACUUCAAUCAGCAGCUACACCUGCUUCCACAUAGUGGGUGACCUUGUUGCACUUCUUGAUUUGUUGAGUGUUGAACAAGUCUUCCUUGUUGGUCAUGAUUGGGGAGCCCUUAUGGGUUGGUACCUCUGCAUGUUUCGUCCUGACAGAGUCAAAGCCUAUGUUUGCCUCAGUGUCCCCUUCCUCCCCAGAAACCCCAACAUCAGCACCGUAGAUUUCGCGCGUGCCUUGUAUGGAGAUGACUUCUACAUCUGCAGAUUUCAGGAGCCGGGAAAAAUGGAAGCUGAGAUGGCUGAAGUUGGGACUGAAUAUGUGCUGAAAAACAUCCUUACAACUCGCAAAACUGGUCCUCCAAUGUUGCCCAAGGGAGAAUAUGGAAUUGGAUUCAAUCCGGAUACCCCUGCGACAUUGCCCUCUUGGCUCACACAAGAUGAUCUUGCUUAUUUUGUCUCCAAAUUUGAGAAAACGGGCUUCACUGGAGGGUUGAACUACUAUAGAAAUUUCAACUUAAAUUGGGAGCUGACAGCACCGUGGACUGGAGUGCAAAUCAAGGUUCCUGUGAAAUUCAUUACAGGUGAAUUAGACAUGGUUUAUACCUCGCGAGACACGGAGCAGCAUAUCCACGGUGGAGGUUUCAAGGAAGCUGUGCCAAAUUUGGAGGAAGUGAUUGUGCAAAAAGGAGUGGCUCACUUCAAUAAUCAAGAAGCGGCAGAGGAUAUCACUAAUCACAUUUACGACUUCAUUAGGAAGUUAUGAUCUCAUUUACAAAUGAAAUCAAUCUUGCUGCUAUGCCAAUCCCCUAAUUUUAAGUUGUAAUGUUUAUUAAUAUAACCCGGAAUGGAUACUCUCAUUUCUAGUUCCUAAUAAACUUGGACAUGAGACAAUCUGACAAGUCAUUUACGAAAUCUUAAUAGCGAGUCGUUUGUGU
Messenger RNA from Gastrolobium bilobum, 1152 nucleotides. RefSeq lists its product as uncharacterized. The coding region runs from base 24 to 980 and encodes 318 amino acids. Lineage: Eukaryota; Viridiplantae; Streptophyta; Magnoliopsida; Fabales; Fabaceae. The record is from RefSeq and is a predicted model, not a curated record. Gene Ontology annotation, molecular function: hydrolase activity. The transcript has 3 exons.